This is a messenger RNA of Sus scrofa (pig), 3720 nucleotides long. RefSeq names its product kinesin family member 23 (gene KIF23). NCBI's taxonomy places the organism in Eukaryota, Metazoa, Chordata, Mammalia, Artiodactyla, Suidae. The record is from RefSeq and is a predicted model, not a curated record. Gene Ontology annotation, molecular function: ATP binding; microtubule binding; ATP hydrolysis activity. Gene Ontology annotation, cellular component: microtubule; nucleus; kinesin complex. Gene Ontology annotation, biological process: microtubule-based movement; mitotic spindle midzone assembly.
GCGCUGAUUGGGUGGUUUGAAAUGCGCCGGGCGCGAGCUCACCUGCGCCGGCAGCGGCGUCUCCCGGCUUUACGGAGCGCCGCGCCUGAAAGGCAGAGUCUGUGUUCCCGAGGCCGGUCUCUACGGUCCGCCGUCCUCGCCAGCCCGCCCGACCGAGCCCGGCGUUCCGUGCUCGCAUCCGGGCAGCGUCGAGCCUGCUGCCAUGAAGCCAGCGAGGACUAAGACACCCAGGAAACCACCAGUGAAAAAGGGAGCCCAAACAACUCUUAAAGACCCAGUGGGGGUAUACUGUAGGGUACGCCCACUGAGCCUUCUUGAUCAAGAGUGUUGCAUAGAAGUGAUCAAUAAUACAACAGUUCAGCUUCAUACUCCUGAAGGUUAUAGACUCAACCGAAAUGGAGACUAUAAGGAGACUCAGUAUUCAUUUAAGCAAGUAUUUGGCACUCAUACCACCCAAAAAGAGCUCUUUGAUGUUGUGGCUAAUCCCUUGGUAGAUGACCUCAUUCAUGGCAAAAAUGGUCUCCUUUUUACAUAUGGUGUGACGGGAAGUGGAAAAACUCACACUAUGACUGGUUCUCCAGGGGAAGGAGGACUCCUUCCUCGCUGUUUGGACAUGAUCUUUAACAGUAUAGGGUCGUUUCAAGCUAAACGAUAUGUUUUUAAAUCUAAUGAUAGGAAUAGCAUGGAUAUACAGUGUGAAGUUGAUGCCUUAUUAGAGCGACAGAAAAGAGAAGCCACGCCCAACCCCAAGACCCCCUCUAGCAAACGACAAGUGGAUCCAGAGUUUGUAGAUAUGAUAAAUGUACAAGAAUUUUGCAAAGCAGAAGAGGUCGAUGAAGAUAGUGUCUAUGGUGUAUUUGUCUCUUAUAUUGAAAUAUAUAAUAAUUACAUAUAUGAUCUAUUGGAAGAGGUGCCGUUUGAUCCCAUAAAGCCUAAGUGGAACAGUUGCAGCACACCCAUGAGGAACACUGAGUUUGUGCCUCCACAAUCUAAAUUGCUUCGUGAAGAUAAGAACCAUAACAUGUAUGUUGCUGGAUGUACAGAGGUAGAAGUGAAAUCUACUGAGGAGGCCUUUGAAGUUUUCUGGAGAGGCCAGAAAAAGCGACGUAUUGCUAACACACAUUUGAAUCGUGAGUCCAGCCGUUCCCAUAGUGUGUUCAACAUUAAAUUAGUUCAGGCUCCCUUGGAUGCAGAUGGAGACAAUGUCUUACAGGAAAAAGAACAAAUCACCAUAAGCCAGUUAUCCUUAGUAGAUCUUGCUGGCAGUGAAAGAACUAACCGGACAAAAGCAGAAGGGAACAGAUUACGUGAAGCUGGGAACAUUAACCAGUCACUAAUGACGCUAAGAACGUGUAUGGAGGUGCUGAGAGAGAACCAAAUGUAUGGAACUAACAAGAUGGUUCCAUAUCGAGAUUCAAAGUUAACCCAUCUGUUCAAGAACUACUUUGACGGGGAAGGGAAAGUACGCAUGAUCGUGUGUGUGAAUCCAAAGGCUGAAGAUUAUGAAGAAAGCUUGCAAGUCAUGAGAUUUGCAGAAGUGACCCAAGAAGUUGAAGUAGCAAGACCAAUUGACAGGCCAAUAUGUGGUUUGACACCGGGAAGGCGAUACAGAAACCAGGCCCGGGGAGGCCCUGUUGGAGACGAACCGCUGGUUUCAGAAAUGGUCUUACAAAGUUUUCCACCUUUGCCACCCUGCGAAAUUUUGAAUAUCAACGAUGAGCAGACGCUUCCCAGGCUGAUCGAGGCUUUAGAGAAACGCCAUCAGCUACGACAAAUGAUGACUGAUGAGUUUAACAAACAAGCUAUUACUUUUAAAGCUUUGUUGCAAGAAUUUGACAAUGCAGUUUUAAAUAAAGAAAACUACAUUCAAGGAAAACUAAAUGAAAAAGAAAAGGUGAUCUCAGGACAAAAAUUAGAAAUAGAACGACUGGAGAAGAAAAACAAAACUUUAGAAUACAAGAUUGAGAUUUUAGAGAAAACAACAACUAUCUAUGAGGAAGAUAAGCGCAGUCUGCAACAGGAGCUUGAAACCCAGAACCAGAAACUUCAGCGACAAUUUUCUGACAAACGCAGACUAGAAGCCAGGUUGCAAGGCAUGAUGACAGAAACAACCAUGAAGUGGGAGAAAGAAUGCGAGCGCCGAGUGGCAGCCAAACAGCUGGAGAUGCAAAAUAAGCUCUGGGUGAAAGAUGAAAAACUGAAACAACUGAAGGCUAUUGUUACUGAACCCAGAACUGAAAAGCCAGAGAGACCCUCUCGGGAACGGGAUCGAGAAAAAGUUACUCAGAGAUCUGUUUCUCCACCGCCAGUACCUCUUCCUAGUAACUAUAUUGCUCAGAUUUCCAACGGCCAGCAACUCAUGAGCCAGCCGCAGCUACAUAGGCGCUCUAACUCUUGCAGCAGCAUUUCUGUAGCUUCCUGUAUUUCGGAAUGGGAGCAGAAAAUUCCUCCGUACAACACACCUCUCAAUGUCUCAUCUAUUGCAAGGCGUAGGCAGCAGGAGCCAGGACAAAGUAAAACUUGUAUCGUGUCAGACAGAAGGCGAGGGAUGUACUGGACUGAAGGCAGGGAGGUGGUUCCUUCAUUCAGAAAUGAGAUAGAAAUAGAAGAGGAUCAUUGCAGCAGGAACGCACCACCAAUUCGUCUGCGACACAGACGAUCUCGCUCUGCAGGAGACAGAUGGGUAGAUCAUAAGCCUGCCUCUAACGUGCAAACUGAGACAGUCAUGCAGCCACAUGUCCCUCAUGCCAUCACUGUAUCUGUUGCAAAUGAAAAGGCACUAGCUAAGUGUGAGAAGUACAUGCUGACCCACCAGGAACUAGCCUCCGAUGGGGAGAUUGAAACUAAGCUAAUUAAGGGUGAUGUUUAUAAAACAAGGGGUGGCGGACAGUCCGUCCAGUUUACUGAUAUUGAGACUUUAAAACAAGAAUCACCAACUGGUCGAAAACGAAGGUCUUCCACAGCAGCACCUGCCCAACCAGAUGGAACAGAGUCUGAAUGGACUGAUGUAGAAACAAGGUGUUCUGUGGCUGUGGAGAUGAGAGCAGGAUCUCAGCUGGGGCCUGGGUAUCAGCACCAUGCACAGCCCAAGCGCAAGAAGCCAUGAAUUGACAGUCUCAGUAAAGAAAAAACAUUUUCAUUUGUGUUGGUGAUUUCUCCAAAGCCAUGUCAGAAGCUGUCUUCUGAGUCACCCUGUAAGAACUCCAGCUUUGCUGAAUCACAGACCUCUCAGAUCCAUCAUACACUGGCCUACAAAGAUUCCCCCAUGGCUCCAAAGAUAUCUAGGAUUUAACAAACUUUUUAUAUUCUAUGCCUUACCAUAUUUAAUAUUAAUGGAGAAAGAUCCCCUUUUCUUAUUGCCGUAUGAACUUUUAUAUAAUGCUAUUUUUUUGUAUAUUUCUUGUGUACUUAUAAACUAAUUCAUGCAUGUGUUUAUCUUGGCUGAUUAAGGAAGAAUAUAUCUAGAUCACGCUCUAUUUUUUAUUGUGACUUUUCCACCUCUUGUCUGAAUAUUUCUUAAGGUUUAUAAACAAAUGCUGCUAUUGAUUAGCUGCAAGAAUGCACUUUAGACAUAAAAUUGACAAUUCAAACUUCCAAAAUAAAGAUGUCAGAGACUGGCCAAUACUAAAACCAUUUUAGGAAGUUGUUUCGGAUUUUAUACGUGUAUACUUUGACAUUUAGAUAUUCCGAAAGAACUAAAAUAAAAAGCACUAAGACAAA